AGGUAAUUGGGCUUGGGUGUCUUGAGCUGCUUUCACAGAAGGCCUCUCGUCCUCAGGGCUUCAUCUGCUGGGCGGUCUUGGUUGCCACAUUCAGAGCUCUUGCAACAGAAGGUAAGAAUUGAACCUCAGGGUGAAAGCAGAAUAAGAAUCCAAAAGGCAGAAGGAAAAUCAAUGUCCCAAGAAUCAGAAAUUCAGAAGAGGACGGAGAAAAUGGAAAGUGCUGGACCCCUAGCCUGAGAUGGCAGGGAACUGAGCUCUGUUCCUCCUGGGCAGCAAAAUGCAACUGCGACGCUUGCUGGCAGGAGCGGCAAGGAGUGCAGAGCUACGCUCCUGUACAGAGCAAAGAUGGAACCUCCAGGGCUCUACGGUCAUCUGCUAAGGACAUCUAAUAUACCACCAUGCCUCUUUGCUUUCCCUGUUUGAUGUUGAAUUUGCACGCUGGAGGGCAGGGUGGUAAGUAACAUCGUGCAGUGCCUCUUAUCUAAGUGGCAAGGCCUGCACAGGAAGCCUUGUGUGUAUGCAGGAUUAGGAGUGCAGAGGACUGAUAGCCCAGAGGUGAGGAAAGGUGCAAACAGCACAACAAAGCCCAAGGAUCACCAGCGUAUCACUCAUUUGCACAUCAGCCACUUGCAUCUGGUCUGCUCGGACCCGUUGUUUCCUGCUAAACAUAGCUGCCCCUCUCACACAAAGCAGCUUUCAGUCUCUUCUCUCCUGCCUUUAGGAUGUCAUCUGUGUUGCCUUAUUUUUUUUAAAGUCUCUCGCCAGCAUCUGUUGACUCGCUGCUGUCACUCCCACAAGCCUGGUGCCACCCAUGCUGCAGACCCAUGCAGCAAUCCCUGGGGCUUACUCCGGGGAAAAAACCCUGUUCCUCAGGUUCCCUGUGCUGCUUCUCUUCCCUAGGUAACGGGGUGGGGGCACGGACAGAAACAGCCACCAGACUUUUAAAGCUGUCAGAUGCAAAGGACGGAAAUGCUCGAGCCACUUGGAUGCUUUUUGGUACAGAGGCGAUGAACGUUACUGCCUGGGCUGCGAGUGGGAGAAGGGCGGGGAAACAAGCCCCGUACCCCCGAGGCUGCGCUGAGGAUGCGGCUGUCCGUUCCUGCCCUGGGGAUGCCGUUGACUGCACCCGCCUCAGGCUUGCGUGGGCUGUCUCUGCCUGGCCCCGCUCUCCUCGUGGCGUGGGGGCGAAAAGGGACAGGCGGAGCACUUACUGCCUGUGGACAGGAGCUGCCGCGGCUGAAGCUGGAGAGGCCAGAGAAAGAGGCAGCGCUGAGGACUCCUCCCCGGGGAUGUUGUGGACUGCAUCUGGCUCAGGUUUGGGUGGGUUGCCUUUGGCCUCGUUCUCCGAGCGGCAUGGGCGAAAAGGGACAGCUGGAGCACUUACGGGCUGUGGACAGGAGCUGCCACGGCUGAAGCUGGAGAGGCCAGAAAAAGGACAUGCUCCGAAAUGGAAAACUUCCAGCGACUACUCCCCCACAGAAGGUGUCAAGACUGAAUGCUGUUGCUGUCCCUCAACUUCCCUUGACAGCCCUUUUGCCACCGAAAUCGGGAAUAAACCUCUUAACACCAAUGUAGCAUUAAGAAGCAGCCCCACCAACAUCAGGCCUCUGGCCUUCCUCUACGAAAUAACCAUCACACUCAGCUACCUGCUCAUCCUGAACCAGAUGGCAGCUCCAAUAGAGACAGCUGCCAGCUACUUCUUGCACAGAGAUCUGGCCAUGACAGAAUGCUGUUGGUGGCCGUAG
Gymnogyps californianus (California condor) is the source of this 1745-nucleotide messenger RNA. RefSeq lists its product as uncharacterized. The transcript has 7 exons. Lineage: Eukaryota; Metazoa; Chordata; Aves; Accipitriformes; Cathartidae. The record is from RefSeq and is a predicted model, not a curated record. Bases 825 to 1745 code for a protein of 306 amino acids.